Molecule: messenger RNA, 1008 nt
Organism: Clavispora lusitaniae ATCC 42720
Lineage: Eukaryota; Fungi; Ascomycota; Pichiomycetes; Serinales; Metschnikowiaceae
Gene: SUR2
Product: sphingosine hydroxylase
Biological process (GO): sphingolipid biosynthetic process
Cellular component (GO): endoplasmic reticulum membrane
Molecular function (GO): iron ion binding; sphingolipid delta-4 desaturase activity
Source: RefSeq, a predicted model, not a curated record
AUGUUGUUCACGCCUCCGCAGAACUUCUCGGCCAUCCUCUCGCAGCCCGUGCUGCCUCCGAUGCUUCUAGCGCCCAAACCUAACCUCAUUGCUGGAAUCCCCGACGGCAUCUUGGCUCUUAUGGCCCCAGUCAUUGCCUACUGGACUUACAGCACUUUCUGGCACAUCAUCGACGUCUACGAGCUUGCGGAAAAGUACAGAAUCCACCCAAGCGAAGAAGAACAGGCGCGUAACAAGGCCACGCUCAAAGAAGUCUUGGUGGAUGUUUUGUUCCAGCACGUUGUGCAGACAUUCUUUGGCUAUGUGGUUUACCGCUUUGACCCUAAGCCUGUCACUGGCAACGAAUUGUACCAAAUGUGGCACAUCAAGCACAAGUACCUUCCCAGCUUUGUGCCUGACUCGUUUUUGUGGUUUGGCUACAACUACGGCUGGUCCUUGCUUCGAUUGGGCAUCUCGCUCUGCUUGAUCGAUACGUGGCAGUACUGGCUUCAUCGUAUCAUGCACGAAAACAGAGCCUUGUAUCGCCGCUUCCACUCCAGACACCACAGACUAUAUGUUCCAUACCUGUACGGAGCCCUUUACAACGACCCAGUGGAAGGCUUUUUGCUUGACACGGCAGGAACUGGCUUAUCGGCUAUCUUGACGGGUCUCAGCCCUAGAGAGGCUUUGGUUUUGUACACGUUUGCCACCAUGAAGACCGUCGACGACCACUGUGGUUACAGACUUCCGUUCGAUCCUUUCCAGAUGAUUUUCCCCAACAACGCCUUGUACCACGACAUCCACCACCAGAAUUGGGGCUUCAAGUCCAACUACUCGCAGCCUUUCUUCACAUUCUGGGACAGGCUCACGCGUACCCAGUAUGAGUUUGUGCACGAGUACAAGGAGAAGCAAAAGCAAAUCACCUUGGAAAAGUACAAGGAGUUUUUGGAGAAGAGAAAGCAAAAGAAGGAGGCCAUGAGUGAGUCAUCCUCGACUGAUUCUGUUAUUGAGUCAAAGAAGACAAUCUAA